UACACACACCCUCUUCCCCCUCGCCCUCCUCCUACCUCUGCUCUCCCAGUCCCAGGCGUUCCAAUACCAGCGCAGCCGCUAGCUAACUGUUGCUCGGCUACUCCGACACCAAGGCUUCCCUUCGAUCGACCAGCGGCUAGCCCGAUGACGAAGCAGGGCGUGGUGGUGCCGGUGCCGGCAGAGGCGGCCGUCGCGAUGCCGCCCAACUCGGCGCCGCUCUUCCCGUACCCGCCGCCGCGGGCCGCCGCGCCGGGCGCCGCUGUGCGCAAGAAGUACCUGCAGAUGGGAGCGGCCAACGGCGCCGGCGCUCGCCCCGGCGGCUGGGUCGAGUCCAUGCGCGCCUCCUCGCCCACGCACGCCAGGGCCGCCGCCGCGCUCGCCGCGGGCGUCGACGAGGACCUGCGCGCCGCCUGGAUGGUGGAGCACCCGUCGGCGCUGAGCAAGUUCGACCAGGUGGUGGCGGCGUCCAAGGGCAAGCAGAUCGUCGUCUUCCUCGACUACGACGGAACGCUCUCCCCCAUCGUCGACGACCCCGACGCCGCCUACAUGUCGGACACGAUGCGGCGGGCGGUGCGGAGCGUCGCCAAGCACUUCCCGACGGCGAUCGUCAGCGGCCGGUGCCGCGACAAGGUGUUCGAGUUCGUGAAGCUGGCGGAGCUCUACUACGCCGGCAGCCACGGCAUGGACAUCAAGGGCCCCGCGAAAGGUUCCCGGCACACCAGGGCCGCCAAGGCCAAGGGCGUCCUCUUUCAGCCGGCCAGCCAGUUCCUGCCCAUGAUAGAGCAGGUGCACGAAUCUCUGGUGGAGAAGACCAAGAGCAUCCCUGGAGCCAAGGUGGAGAACAACAAGUUCUGCGUCUCUGUCCACUUCAGAUGCGUCGAUGAGAAGAGCUGGAGCGCGUUGGCGGACAUGGUGAAGUCGGUGCUCAAGGACUACCCGAAGCUGAAGCUGACGCAGGGGCGGAUGGUGUUCGAGGUCCGGCCCACCAUCAAGUGGGACAAGGGCAAGGCCCUCGAGUUCCUGCUCGAGUCGCUGGGCUUCGCCGACUGCGCCGACGUGCUCCCCGUGUACAUCGGCGACGACCGCACCGACGAGGACGCCUUCAAGGUGCUCCGCAGGCGCGGCCAGGGCGUGGGCAUCCUCGUCUCCAAGCACCCCAAGGAGACCUCCGCAUCCUACUCGCUGCAGGAGCCCGCCGAGGUGAUGGAGUUCCUGCUGCGGCUCGUCGAGUGGGAGCGCCUCUCCAAGGCCCGCCCCAAGUGGUGACCGGCCGGCCGGACGACGCCGACCGCCGCCGCCGGUCGCGAGGAGAUCGAUUACCAGACGGAUUAGCAGUAUAUAUCAUAUAUAUUAUAUACACAUCUUCGAUAAUCACGGGUGAUUAAAACUAGAAGAAGGGAGCGUAUCCUGGCGUGGCGCCGCGCCGCUCAGCUCCCGCGUGUGGUGUCGUACGUUAAUUAACCCUACCGAGCUCACUGCGCCCUGCGCAGCCAUGUGCGUCCGCGACGGGGGCCCUCCGCCUUCUUUUUACGGGUGGGGGGCGCGCCCUGUGGUUGCCGGGGGUAGAGGAAGGGCCUCAGAAGCUUGAGCAGCUUUCCGGACCCCUGGCUUGCUAGAGACGAUGCGAUCUGGCUGCUGCGCAGCGAGGCCAAAAAGGGAAAAAAAACAAGAGGAAGAACGUGCUGCGGCUUCAGUUUGUGUAAUUAGUGUUAUUAUUAUUACUGUGGCCGCCUGAAUUCUGAUUCGUGUAAAAGAUGUAUGAAAUGGAGAUCCAGCUACGGGAAUAUUCCACUCUGCUCAAAUCUCAA
Molecule: messenger RNA, 1808 nt
Organism: Panicum hallii
Lineage: Eukaryota; Viridiplantae; Streptophyta; Magnoliopsida; Poales; Poaceae
Product: probable trehalose-phosphate phosphatase 6
Exons: 8
Coding region: 145-1266 (373 amino acids)
Biological process (GO): trehalose biosynthetic process
Molecular function (GO): trehalose-phosphatase activity
Source: RefSeq, a predicted model, not a curated record